Messenger RNA from Musa acuminata subsp. malaccensis (wild Malaysian banana), 2148 nucleotides. Its product is annotated as LEAF RUST 10 DISEASE-RESISTANCE LOCUS RECEPTOR-LIKE PROTEIN KINASE-like 2.1. Gene Ontology annotation, molecular function: ATP binding; protein kinase activity; polysaccharide binding. Gene Ontology annotation, biological process: protein phosphorylation. The record is from RefSeq and is a predicted model, not a curated record. Lineage: Eukaryota; Viridiplantae; Streptophyta; Magnoliopsida; Zingiberales; Musaceae.
AUGCGUGCCAAAUCAUUGCCGAGCUUCGCUCUUCUCCUCUCCAUCCUUGUGCUCUUGAUCAGCUUCUCGCGGCGGAUAAAACCAGCCGCAGCGGCCGGGUCAGAGACGGGUGGGUGCGAGGUCAGCAGCCGCUGCGGAGAUGCUGUAGACAUUAGCGACCCCUUCUGGCUCAGUGGGGGUGAUGCAUUCUGUGGCGAUCCCGCUUUUGAAGUCGAGUGCAGAGGUGGUCUCCCCAUUCUGGCGAACUCCUUGGGAGGAGGGUCGUACUUUAUCAAACAGAUCUUCCACCGUAACAAGUCAUUGUUGGUUGCCAACACCCAAUUCGCCCGCGGCGACUGCCCGAUCCCCCACGACGAUUCCCAGUUAGGACUCCAUGAUCACGUCGACCAUCACUUCACAAUCAGCACCGCCAACAAAGUGCUCUUCUUGUUUCGUAACUGCUCGGAAAUCCCACCCGAGGAUCACGAAAGGAUACGGUGCGCUAAUGAUACUUUCGCUGAACUCGGUGAAAGCUAUGACUACUCAAAGCCGCCGAAUUGGUCGAGCGAGUGUGAGGUGGUCAAUGCACCGGUUUUCCCGUAUGGUGCAGAGGAAGAGAGUGGACGUACCAACUACGAGGAUCUCCUCAAGAACGGAUUUCUGGUGGAGUGGUGGUCGAACCCUGAAGACUGUGAGGAAUGCAGAGAGAGCGGCGGGAAGUGCGGGUCUGAUAACGAAACAGGGGACUUCGUCUGUCACUGCCCACGAGGAUGGGAUGAACCCAGCAGUUGCGGAAAAUUCCAUAAUUUCCAUAAGAAGUGGAUUGCGAUAGGUCCAGUGGUAGGAUUGGUGAGCUUCCUGUUGGUGUGUGCUGCAUUGUUCUUCUAUGCGCAAAAAAGAUUUGAUAUCUCUGACAUAUUUCUGAAUAAAUCAGAUAACACACGAAACAUAGAAGCCUUUUUAGAUAAUUAUGGAUCCUUGGCCCCCAAAAGAUACAAGUAUUCUGAUCUUAAAAGCAUGACAAAAUCUUUUCAUGAGAAACUAGGGGCAGGUGGAUACGGAAGUGUGUUUAAAGGUACACUUGAAGAUGGCCGUUUGGUGGCUGUGAAGAUGUUGAUGAGCGAGUCCAAAGAGAAUGGUGCAGAAUUCAUGAAUGAAGUCGCAAGCAUCGGUAGGACGUCGCAUGUUAACAUUGUUAGUCUGCUUGGCUUUUGUUUAGAUGGUCACAGAAGAGCUCUGAUUUAUGAAUUCAUGGCCAAUGGAUCUCUGGAGAAGUACAUCUUUUCGGAUAAGCCAAAGGCAACUCUUCCUUGGGGCAAAUUAUUUCAAGUAGCAGUUGGCGUCGCGCGGGGGCUCGAGUACUUGCAUCGUGGAUGCAACUCUCGCAUAGUACAUUUUGACAUCAAGCCUCACAACAUUCUACUGGAUGAGGAUUUUUCCCCCAAGAUAUCUGACUUUGGCUUAGCUAGAUUGUGCUCUCAGAAGGAAUCCAUACUCUCGGUGGCAGAUGCAAGAGGAACAGCAGGGUACAUUGCACCCGAAGUGUUCUGUAGGAGUGUAGGAGUGGCUUCAACCAAAUCCGAUGUCUACAGUUACGGAAUGAUGAUCCUGGAAAUGGUUGGAGGAAGAAAGAAUGUAAAAGCACACGCAGAUAGGACCAGUGAGGUGUACUUUCCUCACUGGGUUUACGACCAUGUCGAUCGAGGUGGAGAUCUUCGAGCUUAUGACGUGACAGCUGAAACAGGGGAAAUCGCAAGGAAGAUGAUAUUAGUCGGAUUGUGGUGCAUACAGAUGGUGCCAGCGAAUCGUCCUUCGAUGAGCAAGGUUGUAGAAAUGUUGGAAGGAAGAAUCAGCGACAUAGAAAAGCCACCAAAACCAUAUCUUUCUUCUCCUCCUGGAUCGGUCGUCAACACUUCAUCCUAGUCUAAACCAGAAGAGGAAAUUGGUUUCCUUUGUCUUGUGAUGUUCUUGUGUACAUCCGCAACGACCGAAGCAUAUAGAUCUUUGGUGAUGCAGCAGAUGAGAUCAAACAUGAAGAUUGAAGGUGGAUGUGCCAUGACUGGUGAAGUUUCUAUGAACAUCGUCUCCUCUGCAAUAGAUAAUACAUGUAUGGAAAACCUCAGAGCAUUCCUCUGAUAUUAUUAUAUUUGGAUGUUUGUUGCUGAUAGA